UAGUUGAAAACAUAACAUAAAAGAACGAGGGAAAUAUUGGUCGGCUGAGGCUAGUUCUGAUAUCGAGUACACGAGUCGAAUUAAAAUGACAAAGGUCGCAACACUAGUUGUGUUCAUCUCUGUCAUCCUACUAUUCAACUUAGUUGUGGCAUGGGAAGUGGAUGGCGAUGAUGUGAAAUGGUGUGAAUUCACGGACGAAUUUGUUGGAGGAUGCGGGCCUGAACAAUGCUAUAUAGAGUUUUUAGGCAAGUAUGGGAAGUACGGGAAUGUGAAUGCCACAAAUUGCAUAUGUAACAGCACUCCUUCUGGCUCUCUCCAUACAUGUGCUUGCCAAGUUCACUGUGGCGUAAUUCCACCACAGCCGCCUAUUUAAUUCUCAUUCAGUACUCUAUUAUUAAUUAAUUACGAUAGAUGGUUUUUUGUGACCUGUAGUAAACAAAUUAACAAAUAAAUUGAAAUGGAAUUUGAUCCAAUAUGAUUCUAUGUAAAAAAGGAAGAUAUGAUAUAUUAUGGAUAUAGUAUCGUUUUCUUUAUAGAAAAAUUCAAAAAUUCCAUUUUGUUGUAAGAAAAGGGCGUUAAGGGC
Messenger RNA from Linum trigynum, 583 nucleotides. NCBI's taxonomy places the organism in Eukaryota, Viridiplantae, Streptophyta, Magnoliopsida, Malpighiales, Linaceae. The record is from the annotation of a GenBank genome assembly.